Molecule: messenger RNA, 654 nt
Organism: Impatiens glandulifera
Lineage: Eukaryota; Viridiplantae; Streptophyta; Magnoliopsida; Ericales; Balsaminaceae
Product: ras-related protein RABA1f-like
Exons: 2
Coding region: 1-654 (217 amino acids)
Cellular component (GO): endosome
Molecular function (GO): GTPase activity; GTP binding
Source: RefSeq, a predicted model, not a curated record
AUGGGGGCGUAUAGAGCAGACGACGAUUACGAUUACUUGUUCAAGGUGGUUCUGAUCGGAGAUUCUGGCGUCGGAAAAUCAAACCUCUUAUCUAGGUUUUCACGAAACGAAUUCAGCCUUGAGUCCAAAUCUACCAUCGGCGUUGAAUUUGCCACUCGCAGCAUUCAGGUCGACGAUAAGAUCGUUAAGGCCCAGAUUUGGGAUACCGCCGGUCAAGAAAGGUAUCGUGCAAUCACAAGUGCAUACUAUAGAGGUGCAGUUGGUGCUCUUGUUGUGUAUGACGUUACCCGUCAUGUAACAUUUGAAAACGUGGCGAGAUGGCUUAAGGAGCUUCGUGACCAUACGGACACAAACAUUGUGAUCAUGCUUGUAGGAAACAAAGCAGACUUACGCCACCUUAGAGCCGUGUCUUCUGAAGAUGCCAAGGCUUUUGUGGAAAGAGAGAAAACAUUCUUCAUGGAAACUUCAGCAUUGGAAGCAUUGAAUGUAGAAGAUGCUUUUACUGAAGUUUUGACAAAGAUCUAUCAUGUUGUUGUUAGGAAGGCUCUUGAUAUUGGAGGUGAUCCGGCUGCUUUGCCUAAAGGACAGACAAUAAACAUUGGAAGUAGAGAUGAUGUGUCGGCUGUCAAGCAAGGUGGGUGUUGCUCCUCAUAA